This is a messenger RNA of Bactrocera tryoni, 2112 nucleotides long. RefSeq names its product serine/threonine-protein phosphatase 2A regulatory subunit B'' subunit gamma-like. The transcript has 3 exons. NCBI's taxonomy places the organism in Eukaryota, Metazoa, Arthropoda, Insecta, Diptera, Tephritidae. The record is from RefSeq and is a predicted model, not a curated record. The coding region runs from base 78 to 1394 and encodes 438 amino acids. Gene Ontology annotation, cellular component: centrosome; spindle. Gene Ontology annotation, biological process: positive regulation of B cell differentiation; cortical cytoskeleton organization; B cell homeostasis.
UUUCGUGAUAAAAGUGAAUUUUACGUAAAAGUUUCAUUUCAAAAUUUAAUACAAAACUGCCAAAAUCUGUGUAUAAAAUGGAACUCGAUCCGGAUAUUGUGAAAGAAUUUGAAAAUCUCGAAGUGUCUACUGAAAAACCAACUGAAGAGCAAUUACGUGAGUUCGACGCAGAUGCGCCAUUGCAGGUACCAGCCAAAACGCUACAUCCCACUUAUUCGACGAUACCGAAAUUUUUUCAUGCGCCACCGCCACAAAACAAUGCGCUGCGUCAAAAUCUGCGCAAAGAAGCACAAUCCCUCUUUCUACAGAAACGCUCACAAGAAUUACUGGAUAACGAUGAGCUCGGCGCAUUGUGGACUUUGCUGGAGAAACAUUGCACGCAAGUAACGCCUGUGGGACAGCAACUCAUCUGUUAUGAUGACUACCAAAAGUUGCUGGAGGCAGUGAGCACUAAAUGUCGCAAAUAUUUGACUGCACGUCUCUACGCCAAAUUGCAGUGCCAUUCCAUGUAUCCAGGUAAAGUUGAAAUCGUUUCCAUCUUCAAUUAUACAAUGCGUAAAGUGUGGCUAACACAGGGUCGCAUUGGGCUGUCGCUCUACGAUGAAAUCGGCCAAGGUUAUUUGCGCGAAAUCGAUAUGGAGAAUUAUAUUAUUGAUAUUAUACCGACAUUAACACAGAUCAGCAGUUGCGUGCAACCUUCUUUUCAAAGUUUCUAUGUCUGCACGGUGGUGAAAAAGUUUUUCUUCUUUCUGGAUCCAUUACAUACAGGGCGCAUACGCAUACGCGACAUACUCGCGUCGGGUCUGCUCACCGAAUUGCUAGAACUGCGCGAUGAGGAAACGCCAAAAGAGUCGCAGGAGCAAAACUGGUUUUCUAUGCCGUCGGUGCUUACUGUUUAUGGCAACUAUUUAAAUUUGGAUAAAGACCAUAAUGGCAUGCUGAGCAAACAGGAGUUGGCCGGUUAUGGCUCUGGCACACUGACGUCGGUCUUUCUCGAUCGCGUUUUCGAUGAAUGCCGUACUUUUGAUGGUGAAAUGGAUUAUAAAACUUUUCUCGAUUUCGUUUUGGCGCUUGACAAUAGACACGAGCCGCAAUCGCUGCAUUAUCUCUUUCGUAUAUUGGAUGUGCAACACAAAGGCUACUUGACGGCGCAAACGCUACACUAUUUCUUCAAAGGUAUACAAGAGCAAAUAAACGCGGUUAAUGCGGAAGCGGUGAACUUCGAAGAUUUGAAGGAUGAAAUAUUCGACAUGGUAAAGUCUAAGGACCCAUACAAAAUUACGCUGCAGGAUUUAAUCAAUUGUGGCCAAGCGGAAACUGUCGUGUCUAUACUCAUAGAAUUUCACAAGUUCUGGGCAUACGAAAAUCGUGAGGACGGCUCACAUAACGUUUAAUUUCAACGCAUUCAAAUAGUAACUUAAUUAUAAGCCUAAGAUAUUAUGUAAAUCGACUUUAGAUUAAGGCUAUGGGCUAUGCAGACAGCACAGUUGAAAGGCAGAGCAAUCACUUGUAGCACGGCGUUGUGCCGCUUGAACAAUAAGACUUUGAAUAUGUAAUGUGCUGCCAUUAUUAGGAUAUUCACUAAGCAGGUAAUAAGUAUCGAAAAGGUGUAGUUUCGACAUUUACUCUUAAGUGAUUAUAUUUAUACACAACAACAACAAUGAACAUUCCAGCAAAACGCUACGCAGUAAUUAUUUAUAUGAAAGUAUUUCUGUUUGUUUGUAGUUUUGUUGAUUAGCUACGGCCACCGGAUUAGUACCAGCGCAAAUUGUGGCUAUCGGUCGUAGCAGCGGUGAAACUAGUUAUUUUUCAUAAGUUAAAAUUAAAAUCCGACCGGCUUUUGUGCCACGCGUGUACCGUUUACGUUUUUAGUGUUUUGUUUUAUUUUAUUUAAUGCGCCAUUGUGCGCGCUGCAUAUUAGUUUUGACUAUUAAGUAGCUUUUAUCUUAAUUUGUUUUGAAGUACUUAAGUGUUUGUGUAUGUGAGGCUUAUUCAAACCCAUGCACAACAACAUCACCUGUCUUUUACGCGCUCAAAUAAUAUGUUAAUUUUAAAGAUGUUAUACGAUUAAAGCUUAAGUAUUAAAAUUUUAGUGCAAAUUUUAAAAUAAUU